Penicillium egyptiacum is the source of this 786-nucleotide messenger RNA. NCBI's taxonomy places the organism in Eukaryota, Fungi, Ascomycota, Eurotiomycetes, Eurotiales, Aspergillaceae. The record is from the annotation of a GenBank genome assembly.
AUGCCAUCUCAAAACGACAUCGCCAAACACUUCCGCGCCCUCCACCAACCCGGCAACCCCCUAAUCCUAACAAACGUCUACGACGCCGCAACAGCCUCUAUAAUCGCCGCACUACCAACAGCACCCGCCAUCGCAACAGCCUCCUACGCGAUCGCCGCAACGAUCGGCGUCGACGAUAACGCGCUGACAAAAACCCAAAACCUGACCGCGAUAGCCGCAAUCGCCGCCUCCGUGCGCGCCACGAACCCUACCAAACCAUUGACCGUCGAUGUGCAAGAUGGACACGGUGAUGCAUCCGAGCUAGCAGAUACCAUUAGGCAGGUCAUCGCGCUAGGGGCUGUGGGGUGUAAUCUCGAAGAUAUGGACGCAACUGGCGUGCUGCGGUCGGUGGAUGAGGCUGUGGCGCGGGUUGGGGUCGCUGUUCAAGCGGCGAGGGAGGCCGGGGUGCCUGAUUUCGUGGUUAAUGCUAGGACAGAUGUGUUGCUGACGGAGAAUGGGACUGUUGAGGAGGCUAUUGAGCGUGGGAGAGCGUUUCUACAGGCUGGUGCUACUACUGUCUUUGUUUGGGGUGGGCCUAGUGGAAGGGGUGUUUCGAGCCUGGAAGUGAGAAGAUUGGUUGAUGCCCUAGGUGGCAUGGUUAAUGUGAAGAUGACUUUGAGAGAGGGCUUUCUGGGAGUGAAGGAGAUUCGGGAGUUGGGCGUUGCGAGGAUUAGUGUCGGGCCGGAGUUGUGGCGGGCUGCUAUGAAGGCAUUUACUGAGAGGGCUGAGCAAGUGUUGGCUUUGUGA